Messenger RNA from Lepisosteus oculatus (spotted gar), 3797 nucleotides. RefSeq names its product oxysterol binding protein-like 9 (gene osbpl9). Gene Ontology annotation, cellular component: membrane; cytosol; intracellular membrane-bounded organelle. The record is from RefSeq and is a predicted model, not a curated record. NCBI's taxonomy places the organism in Eukaryota, Metazoa, Chordata, Actinopteri, Semionotiformes, Lepisosteidae. Gene Ontology annotation, molecular function: sterol binding.
UUAGCCAAGUUUAAAGAUGGCGUCCAUCAUGGAAGGGCCGCUGAGUAAAUGGACUAACGUCAUGAAAGGUUGGCAGUACCGUUGGUUCGUUUUGGACUAUAAUGCUGGCCUGCUGUCAUACUAUACGUCAAAGGACAAGAUGAUGCGUGGUUCCAGAAGAGGAUGUGUGCGACUGCGGGGAGCUGUGAUUGGUAUUGACGACGAGGACGACAGCACUUUCACCAUCACCGUGGACCAGAAGACGUUCCAUUUUCAAGCCCGUGAUGCAGACGAGAGGGAAAAGUGGAUUCAUGCCUUAGAGGGCACUAUUCUGCGGCACACGCUCCAACUGAGGGAGGCUGAAACAGGGCUUGUUCCCAGUGUUCAGGAUUUUGACAAGAAGCUGGCAGAAGCAGAUGCCUACCUGCAGAUAUUGAUUGACCAAUUAAAACUUUUUGAUGAAAAAAUCAAGGACUGCAAAGAAGAUGAAUCACGCAGAAAAAUUGAAAACCUCAAGGAAACAACUUGUAGUAUGGUAGAAUCCAUCAAGCAUUGUAUAGUAUUGCUGCAGAUUGCCAAGGAUCAAAGUAACGAACAGCAGCACGCAAACGGACUGAUAAGUACUAUUAACCCCGUGGAUGGAAUUUACCAGCCUAACCCUCUGGAAUCAUCUAUAAUCAGCGCCAUGCCAACUCAGACUGCCCUUCCAACAGAUGGCACCCCGAUGUGCAAAGCAGAGCAGCGGCCAUCUACGUUGGCAGUGGGAACUGUGGGGACAAUGAUGGGGAACCUCCAGACUCCCACACCCAACAGCACAGGUAGUGGCCCAUCAGCUCCUAGCAGCAGUGUCACCUCUCCCAGCCAUGUCACCCUCUCUUCCAACACUGUCCCGGAUUUCUCCUACUCUAGCAGCGAGGAUGAGUUCUAUGAUGCUGAUGAAUUCUAUCAGAACAGUGCCUCUCCUAAGCACUGUAUGGACUCUUUCAUGACUCAAGCUACUUUGCCUCACAGUGGGACAGGAACGAGCCUGAAGAGACCAGACACCAAUGAGUCUCUCAACUCCUCCAUGUCCAAUGGGACCACCGAUGCAGAUCGGUUCGACAGUCAUGAUGAUCGAGAUGACGACGGAGAAGGGGAGUCAGUGGAGGAGCACAAGAGUGUCAUCAUGCACCUGCUGUCCCAGGUGCGACUAGGAAUGGACCUCACCAAGGUGGUUCUCCCUACUUUCAUUCUGGAACGGAGGUCACUGCUGGAAAUGUACGCUGAUUUUUUUGCACACCCGGAUCUGUUUGUUAGUAUUGCAGAUCAGACGGACCCCCGGGAUCGCAUGGUGCAGGUUGUGAAAUGGUACCUCUCUGCCUUUCACGCAGGAAGGAAAGGCUCAGUGGCCAAGAAACCAUACAACCCCAUUCUAGGAGAGAUCUUCCUCUGUCACUGGGACUUGCCUUCGGAAAAUGAGGAAAAUACUGAGCCUGUGUCUGAGGGACCUGUGCCUUGGUGCACAAAGACCAAUGUCUCAUUCGUAGCAGAGCAGGUCUCUCAUCACCCACCCAUUUCUGCUUUCUAUGCUGAGUGCUACAAUAAAAAGAUUCAGUUCAACGCUCACAUUUGGACAAAGUCAAAGUUCUUGGGAAUGUCUAUUGGAGUGCAUAAUAUUGGGCAAGGCUGUGUGUCUUGUCUAGAGUAUGAUGAACACUAUAUCCUUACCUUCCCCAACGGAUAUGGAAGGUCCAUUCUCACAGUGCCCUGGGUAGAGUUAGGAGGAGAGUGCAAUAUCUCUUGCUCCAAAACAGGCUACAGCGCCAACAUUGUUUUCCACACAAAACCUUUCUAUGGUGGGAAGAAGCACAGAAUAACAGCUGAAAUUUUUGCCCCAAACGAUAAAAAGUCCUUCUGCUCAGUUGAGGGCGAGUGGAACGGUGUGAUGUUUGCAAAGUUGGCUACAGGGGAGAAUACGCUGUUCAUAGAUACGAAGAAGAUGAGCACCAUCAAGAAGAAGGUCAGAAAGCUGGAGGACCAACAGGAAUUUGAGUCUCGGAAGCUGUGGAAGGAUGUUACAGUGAAUUUAAAGCUGAAGGAUAUUGACUCUGCAACAGAGGCAAAGCACAGACUGGAGGAGAAACAGAGGGCCGAGGCCCGAGAGAGGAAGGAAAAAGAGAUGCAGUGGGAGACGAGGCUUUUCCAUGAGGAUGGGGAAUGCUGGGUUUAUGAUGAACCUCUGUUGAAACGCCUGGCUGCCAACAAACACUGAGGACCCAGGGGGAGAGAUGCGAAACGCAGAGCCUUCAGCCAGAACUGCUUAUGAACCACACCUCAUUGAAAAGCCUUUGAAUGAUUGACUACGUACUCAGCUUUGCAUUUUUGAAGUAAAAAAAAACUCUCAGAACUGUGUUCCUUGCCACCACCAACAACAUUUUUGUCCCCCCCCCUCCCCAACAAAUACCACCACCACACUGCAAAUUACCCUCCCACCAUCUCUCACACACAGUCUCAAAGGAAACCCUGAAGGAUGCGUUUUUUUUCCAGGGUGGUCUGGAUGGGAUGGACCUUGAAAACAUACAGCAGUCUUUAUCUCAGGGAAUCUGGCAACUUGGGGAAAGGCUGAAAUAUAGGAGGAGCUCAAAAGGCCUUACUGGUGGAAUGGAGGGGAGGACUUGGCUUGCCUACAGCUAACUACAGCUGUAUAUAAAUAUUUAUAUAUUAUAUAUAUUCUUUUUUAUUUUAUUCUUGGUUUCCUUCCUGGCAAUAGUAGCUCUCUGAGGCUGUGACUGAUCUCUUCAGCCAGACAUCAAGAAACAUUAAUCUUACCCCUCGUGAGCUGAGCCCCAUUCUCUUAAGUUUCUCUCCAUUUUUCUCGGCCACCUCACAAAUAAACAAAUGAAGAAAAAGCAAGAUCAGCAACUGAUACACCAUUACCAGGACAAGCGCCACAAGCCUUUAAGGAUCUGACGCUGCAAGUCGUCACUUUGCAGAGAUACGGUUUUCAAAACGGGCUAGUUUUCUCUCAAGGCAUGCUUUGAGUGAGGUUAGCAUGUAGGGAAACCUCAUUUUUUUUUCCUCUGUUAAAUGUGACAAAAGGCACAAGGCUUUGGACUGUUGGCACGGGAUGCUGUUUUAAGUUUGGGCUAUUGAGUAAGUAGAACAUUAGGAACUUCUCUUGGCUGCUGAUGGCUGCUGCUGAGGUGAUGAUGUUCCUUCAAUGCCUCUGCAUAAAUAGUCAUACCAGAUGCUCCCACUCUUUCCUUUAGAGAUUUCAGUGUUUGGAGGUGAUGUUGCUUAAAUGCAGAACCUUUCAAUCUGUUCUGUUGUUGGUCUGUGGCUGACUGUCUCAACUCUGUAGUUGACUUUAAUUUUCUUCCAAUCAGAAUUGUUAAGAAGGUGGUUUGCCACGGUCCUUCAGAGGAAUAGGUAGGAACACCUGCUAAACCCUGAUCCCUGGGCAGUUUCUGUUUGGUCCUCUGUGUAUAUCCGUGCUGAUCUGGGCUUUGAUUCUAAGAACAACACAAUACUCCCUUAUGGUCUUCUAACCGACAGUACGAACAACUGAAUGGACUGACUUUUUUGUCUUAAGUAAACAGUGGGUAUGUAUAAUGGAAUUAGCAGAGAUUACAAACUCAAAAGGCCAUUUUUUCUUUUUUAUUGUAAAUUAAGUUCAAAUUAAGGCCUUGCCAUUCAUUUCAGUGUCACUUGCUUGAAGAAAGCAAUCAACAAACAAAACUGUUUUUAUUUUACAUAUAUUUGAAAUUGUAAUCAUUGAUUCUCAUUGUACCAGAUUCUCAUGUUUAUUGAUGCAGAAUAUUAAAACCUUCAUGAAUUUA